Messenger RNA from Plectropomus leopardus (leopard coralgrouper), 1761 nucleotides. RefSeq names its product coenzyme Q2 4-hydroxybenzoate polyprenyltransferase (gene coq2). Gene Ontology annotation, molecular function: 4-hydroxybenzoate polyprenyltransferase activity. Gene Ontology annotation, biological process: ubiquinone biosynthetic process. Gene Ontology annotation, cellular component: mitochondrial inner membrane. NCBI's taxonomy places the organism in Eukaryota, Metazoa, Chordata, Actinopteri, Perciformes, Serranidae. The record is from RefSeq and is a predicted model, not a curated record.
UAACAGGAAAGCGCCACAACUGUUCAGAGCUUCAGCAGCGUGACCUGAUAACCACCUUUGAAGUGGCUAGAUUAACAUUUUAUCGACUAUAACCCACAGUAGAGGUGACCUUUUCAAAGGGGAAAGGGAGAAUGUGGGUCUGACCUGAGCAGCACCAUGCUCCCAGCUAAGCUGACCAGCCUGUUAACUCUGAAUGUCCCGAGGCGGAUUCCCCAUGGAGCAGCUUACUUCUGUCUGUGCUCCCCGAGUAACGGCUUCCUUCACACAGAUGGAAAGAGGUUAAGAGAUGUGAGUCUUCACUCCGACUCCAGCGUGUUGAGAAGAGUGUUUUACAGCCAGAGUGCAAUCCGCCCAUCAGUCAGACUGCGUGAAACACAGCAGGGUGGGAGAAGAUCAUUUAGUUUAUCUGCUGCAACGAUUGUGAACUCAGCACCAGCGUCUGUCCAGCCAUACCUCCGACUGAUGAGGCUGGACAAACCUAUCGGGACAUGGCUGCUUUACCUCCCGUGUACGUGGAGCAUUGCUCUGGCUGCCGACCCCGGAUGCCUCCCGCAUCUAGGCAUGCUAACCCUGUUCGGUACAGGUGCUCUGCUGAUGAGAGGAGCGGGCUGCACCAUCAAUGACAUGUGGGAUAAAGACUUUGACAAAAAGGUGUCCAGGACGGCCACUCGACCCAUCGCAUCAGGAGAGGUUUCUCGGAUGCAAGCACUUGUCUUUCUUGGAGGGCAGCUAUCUCUGGCACUAGGGGUUCUCUUGUGUCUCAACUAUUACAGCAUUGCCUUGGGUGCAGCCUCAUUAUCCCUUGUCAUCACGUACCCACUGAUGAAGAGGAUCACUUAUUGGCCACAGUUUGUGCUUGGCCUCACUUUCAACUGGGGAGCGCUGCUCGGCUGGGCCGCUGUAAAGGGCUCCUGUGAUUGGUCCGUGUGCCUCCCACUGUAUUUCUCAGGAGUGAUGUGGACGCUGAUAUAUGACACUAUAUAUGCCCAUCAGGAUAAAGAUGACGACGUCAAGGUAGGAGUCAAAUCGACUGCACUGAGGUUCCAGGAGCAAACCAAACCGUGGCUGAGUGGCUUCACAGUGGCCAUGAUGUCAGGACUGGUCGUAGCCGGAGUCAACGCUGAACAGACUCUCCCGUACUAUGCUGUGCUGUCCACAGUGGCCAUUCACCUAAUGCACCAGAUUUACACAUUGGACAUUAACAGACCGGAGGACUGCUGGAAGAAAUUUGUCUCCAACAGAAACCUUGGACUGCUGUUAUUUUUAGGCAUCGUUGCCGGCAAUUUGUGGAAGGAAAGAAGAGAGACUUUACUUCAGAGUGAGGAAGAAGUCAGAUAAGUGAGAUUCUCAGAACAAACAUUUUUAUUUAUUAUAUCCACAGUACAUCACUGAUACAACACUGCACACACGGUGCAAAAUUAACUCUUUAUAUUCACUAGCCAAAUGGCUAGUGGAUGUUAAAAAUUUUAUCAGACAUUCAAUAGGAAUGUAAAUCAGGUUUUAUCACAAUGCAAUAUUAUAUUGAUUCCUCUGAUAACAGUGAGAUAUUUGCUGAUAUCCCAAGUCUAUACAAUACAAUUUCAAUUCUAUUUAGGGGCCAGUGAUUGAUACGAGAUGAUAUCAAUCAAUGUCCUUAUUAUCUUUUUUCUUGACAGCUUAUUAUUGUCUGCGUGGCAUAAGAAAAGAGGUUUGCUUGGAUGGAAAUAGUGACACCAAAGUGCAAUAGAAUUUAAAAAUAAAGGUGUAUCUUGAAGAUGGUGA